Messenger RNA from Ustilaginoidea virens, 318 nucleotides. RefSeq lists its product as uncharacterized. Lineage: Eukaryota; Fungi; Ascomycota; Sordariomycetes; Hypocreales; Clavicipitaceae. The transcript has a single exon. The record is from RefSeq and is a predicted model, not a curated record. The coding region runs from base 1 to 318 and encodes 105 amino acids.
AUGCUCCGAUCCGCCCUUAACCCUCGCAUAUCGGAAAAGAUUAUCGGCCUAGGGGUCUCCCGUAAGGACUACGAUACGGCCGUUGCACGGUACCGUGAAAUCGCCAUCGACCUAGAGACAAGCCUUACCGCGAAACGCUAUGCGGACCCUUACCGGAAUCACAACGAUAACGCCCGGGAUCCGCAGGCAACCGCUCGGGAUAAGGAUGGUGAUACGCCUAUGACGGGCGUUAACAAGCUAGGUUCGAAGGGCAAGAAGAAGUCAUCCGCUAAAAGGGCAGUAUGGGUUUCAAGAGAGGUCCUUAAGGAGCGCUACUAG